This is a messenger RNA of Saccharomycodes ludwigii, 501 nucleotides long. RefSeq lists its product as uncharacterized. The record is from RefSeq and is a predicted model, not a curated record. Bases 1 to 501 code for a protein of 166 amino acids. The transcript has a single exon. NCBI's taxonomy places the organism in Eukaryota, Fungi, Ascomycota, Saccharomycetes, Saccharomycodales, Saccharomycodaceae.
AUGGGCGGCACGUGCUUUGAUAGAGAAACAACCAAAAUUAUUAGAACAGUGGAAAGACACACAAAAUUUUUUACCUCAUUAAAUAAUUAUAUUAUUUCUGUUUAUUUGGAAAGAAAGAAAGAGAGAAAAAAUUUUUUUUUUCAUCUUAACCAAGAACCCAUACAUCACAUAGUAUUUAACUUUUUUUUAUACAGAAUAGUAAAAUUUUCAAUCUUUUUUUUUUUUUCUUUCUUUCUUUUUCUUAGAAAAGCACACAAAAAUUUUUUUGAAACAAAUAAUUACACAGAAAAUCACGUAAUACAUGUAUAUAUAUAUAUAUAUUUUUUUUAUUUUUAUUUUAUUUUUAUUUUAAUUUUUUUUUUUUUUUUUUUUUUUUGCUUUUCUUCACUUUCUUCACUUUCUUCAUUUUCUUUUCCCUGCUUUUUGUUUCUUCUUUUUUUUUCUUUAAUCUUCACUUUUUUGUACAACUUUUUUUUUCUUCAAGACUUCUUUCUGUUCUAA